CGGCCCACUUCAGUGAAGAAGGAGAUACAAGAAGAAGAGGAAUUUGAUGAUUUCCUACAAGAGUAUCUGUCUACAGUUAAGGCAGUGGAAGAAAAGCCUGGACUGGAAUAUGAAUGCAAGGCUGAAAUUAACACAUCAUCAACCAUGAUCUUGAAAGAAGAAAAGUAUUCACCAAAGGAAAUUAAAGAUGAAGAAGAAUUCGAUUUAAGUGAAUAUGGUCACUACGUGUCCUCUCCUACACGAGAUGUUCAAAGGAUCCAGUCUAACAAAAGAAGCAUAACGGAGCCAAAAAGAAACAAAGAGAGAUGCUCAGACAAUCAAAGGAUCCAAUCCAACAAGACCGGGACUGCUGAGGAAAAAAGAAUCAAAGAGAGAGAGAGAGGUCACAAACGCCCCCCGCGCAGAAAGGCUUCACACCAGGAAGUACAUAAGCGACUGGACACCAGGAAGAAACAACACGAAUGCUCCCAGUGUUUCAAAACAUUUACUAAACGUUUUAAUCUUGUAAGUCAUCAACGAACACACACGGAAGAAAGGCCGUAUCCGUGCAGUACAUGUGGGAAGGCCUUUAAACAAAAGUCUACUCUCAAGACACACCAGCUGAUCCAUAAUGUGGAAAAGCCACAUCAAUGCACCACAUGCGACAAGGCUUUUAAACAAGUGGGUCAUCUCCAGAGACACCAGAUGACCCAUAAUGUGGAGAAGCCACAUCAGUGCACUACUUGUGGGAAGGCUUUUAGGACUAGAUCACGUCUCAUCAACCAUCAGCUCACACAUCCUGGAGAAAGGCCACAUCCCUGUUCGGAGUGUGGAAAGGCCUUUAGGCACUCGUCCACCCUCAGGAUACAUCAGAGGAUCCACACUGGGGAAAAGCCGUAUCAGUGCACGACAUGCGGGAAGAGAUUCAUCUCUAGCUCAAAUCUCACCAUCCAUCGGGCCACACACGCCGCGGAAAAGCCUUACAAGUGUUCUCAUUGCGGAAAUGCCUUUUCUCAAAUGUCCAAUCUCAGGACACACCAGAAGCUCCACAGCGGGGAAAAGCCGCACCAGUGUUCUCAGUGCGGAAAGACUUUCAGUCACACGGCCAGUCUCAAGAAACACCUGAAGGUCCAUGUUGGGGAAAAGCCACACCAGUGUUCGCAGUGCAGCAAGGCCUUUAGUCUAAUAAGUAAUCUCAAGAGGCACCAGAGGAUCCAUACCGGGGAAAAGCCGUAUCAGUGUACUAUAUGUGAAAAGUACUUCAGGUACAGCUGUGACCUCGUCGUCCAUCAGGUCACGCAUACAGGGGAAAAGCCACAUCAGUGCACCCAGUGUGGAAAGGCCUUUACCCAAAUGUCUCAUCUCAAGAGACACAACAGGAUCCAUACUGGGGAAAAGCCGUAUCAGUGUACUAUAUGUGAAAAGUACUUCAGGUACAGCUCUGACCUCACCACUCAUCGGCUCAUCCACAGUGGGGAAAAACCCCAUCAGUGCUCUCAGUGUGGAAAGGCCUUUAGCCAAAUAUCUCAUCUCAAGAAACACCAAAGGAUCCAUUCAAAUGAUGUGCUACCCUAACAUGAUAGAGUUUUACUUACUGAACUAUUUUUUUAAUUGUUGAGUUUUUAACAACAGUUAAUGUUUAUGAUUAAAUGUAAUUUUCUUCCUGUUUUGAAAUGUGUGUUGGGAUAAAGAUUGAAACCUACGUUUGGUGUGUGUGUGGUUGUAUAAUAGAUAAUCUACAAGCAGGCUAUUACCACAUGUAGUGUAUUACCACAUGUAGCUUUCUAGAUAUAUGGCCUAAACAGCACCUCGUAUGAAGGCUGUAGGCUUAUCAACAGCUCAAAGAUGUGUAAGCGUCUGAGAUGGGGGAGGGGGAGACUAAAAUGUCUCUCCGUUCCUCAUUAUAGGAAACUCUGUAUUUCUUCUGUUAAAUAUUCUCAUGUAAAAUGUGGAAGAGAUUCCGAGGGAACUGUUGUAUUGUUGACAGAAAAACAUGCCAGUUAUAUUUAUCCUGAACAGAAAGGGACUUCACAUGUAUGGAUUCAGUUAAAAAAGGAACUCACUUCCUCAGAUCUUCACAUUUACCGGUGUGACCUCUAUAUGACUCCCCUUUCAAAUACUACAAUCAGAAAUAAUGAUCCAUAAUAAAAAUAAUAACUAUACA
This is a messenger RNA of Clupea harengus (Atlantic herring), 2143 nucleotides long. RefSeq lists its product as uncharacterized. Gene Ontology annotation, cellular component: nucleus. Gene Ontology annotation, biological process: regulation of transcription by RNA polymerase II. NCBI's taxonomy places the organism in Eukaryota, Metazoa, Chordata, Actinopteri, Clupeiformes, Clupeidae. Gene Ontology annotation, molecular function: RNA polymerase II cis-regulatory region sequence-specific DNA binding; DNA-binding transcription activator activity, RNA polymerase II-specific. The record is from RefSeq and is a predicted model, not a curated record.